UAAUCUUGAAAAAAAAAAGACGCGUAUACGGUAUACCCCUUAAUUAUAUUCCACAUGAUGCAAUUCACGGAGACUUUUCCUCCUCCUCCGCCGCCGUUGCACCAGAGUAGUGUUAUCAGUACUACUCCGCCUUCUUUUAACCCGAUGAACAAGAACCAAGUUUUGCGGGUCGGGUCAUGGCCCGGUUAUUUUCCUACAUCUAAGUCUCUGCAGGGGAGAUUGGGCGACGCCAAUUGCAUGGAGCAGCUGCUGGUCCACUGCGCCACCGCCAUCGAAACCAACGACGCCACCCUCGCCCAGCAGAUCCUCUGGGUCCUCAACAACAUCGCCCCUCCCGACGGCGACUCCAACCAGCGCCUCACCUGCGGCUUCCUCCGCGCUUUAAUCUCACGCGCCGCCAUGUCCGGCAACUGCAAGCUCCUCUCCGCCGUCGCCAACGUCCACGCCGCCUCCGACCCCACCACCACCUCCACCCACAGAUUCUCCAUCAUCGAGCUCGCCAGCUUCGUCGACCUGACCCCCUGGCACCGGUUCGGCUUCACGGCGGCGAACGCCGCCGUCCUGGAAGCCGUCGAGGGCUACCCGGUGGUCCACAUAGUCGAUCUGAGCCUGACCCACUGCAUGCAGAUCCCAACCCUGAUAGACGCCAUCGCCGCCCGCCUCGACGGCCCGCCGCUGGUCAAACUCACCGUCGCCGGCGCCAUGGAAGACUUCCCUCCGAUGCUGGACCUCUCGUACGAGGAGCUGGGCACCAAACUGGUCAAUUUUGCCAGAUCAAGAAACGUCGCCAUGGAAUUCAGAGUCGUCCCUUCGACCUCAUCAAACGGGUUCUCUUCUCUGAUCGACCAGCUCCGAAUGCAGCAGCUCCGCCGCGCAGAAAACGGCCGCGAAGCCCUAGUCAUAAACUGCCAUAUGAUGCUCCACUACAUACCCGAAGAAGAAGAAGAACAUCAAACCCUAACCUACGAAACCGCCGCCGCCGCCUCCCUCCGGACAAUGUUCCUGAAGGCGGUACGAGGUCUGGACCCGACGGUGGUGGUGCUAGUCGACGAGGACGCCGACUUCACGUCGGGAAACCUGGCGAGCAGGCUCCGGUCGGCGUACAACUACCUAUGGAUACCGUACGACACGGUGGACACGUUCCUGCCACGUGGAAGCAAGCAGAGGCAGUGGUACGAGGCGGACAUCUGCUGGAAGAUCGAGAACGUGGUCUCGCACGAAGGGAACCGCCGGGUCGAACGGCUCGAGCCGAAGAGCAAGUGGGUCCGGAGAAUGAGGAGCGCCGGAUUCGGCGGGGUUGCAUACAGCGAAGAAGCCAUUGCAGAAGUGAAGAACAUGCUUGAUGAACACGCAGCUGGGUGGGGGCUCAAGAGGGAAGAAGAAGAUCAUCUCGGUACUAUGAAUGCUCAUAUGGAAGGCGGUUCCACGACUCGCCCACCACUGCUUACUGGAACCAAUUACUCUUAUUGGAAGACCAAGAUGAAGAUGUUCAUCAAGUCAAUGGAUGAAGAUGCAUGGCGCACAGUUCUGACUGGCUGGAAACGACCUGUUGCCACAGAUGAAAAAGGAAUUCAAACUGAGAAACAUGAAAAAGACUGGAGCAAAAUUGAACAGAUUGCCGCAAAUAUGAAUUCCAAAGCAUUGAAUGCCAUAUUCAAUGGAAUUGAUAUCAAUCAAUUCAAAAUCAUCUCAGCAUGUGAGUGUGCCAAGGAAGCAUGGGAAAAACUUCAAACAGCCUAUGAGGGGACUACCUCUGUUAGAUUAUCAAAACUUCAGAUGCUUGCUACUCGUUUUGAGGAUCUUCGGAUGGAGGAAACUGAAACCGUGAGCGAUUUCAACUCCAAAUUAUGCGACAUCGCAAAUGAAGCCCAUGGCCUCGGUGAAACUUACCCUGAAGUAAAACUUGUUCGUAAAGUGCUGAGAUCUAUGCCAGACCGGUUCGCAUAUAAGGUCACUGCUAUAGAGGAAGCAAGUGAUGUGGACUCAUUGCGGCUUGAAGAUCUGAUCGGAAAUCUACAGACCUUUGAAAACAAGCUGAACAUCAGUAGAAUGGAUAAAGAGAGAAAAAUCGCUUUACAAACAGUGUCUGUUGUGACACCAUCCGUGCCCUCAGCUCCCAUGACAGCACUCGAAGUCAAGCUAACAAAAUCCAUGUCUCUAAUAGCCAAAAACUUCGGAGAACUCGUGAAAAUGAAUGGACAUCCCAGAAGUCCUACAAACAAGCGAGAAGUUAGAAAGGGGAUUCGAUGUAGAGAAUGUCGUGGCUAUGGUCAUAUUCAAUCUGAAUGUGCAAACACUCAGAAGAAGCAAGGAAAAUCACUUGCUACAACCUGGAGUGACGAUAACCUUGAAUCUGAUGAUGAAAGUGAAGCAAGUGAUGCUGAAACUAGUAUUGACUUCUGUGGUACAUGCAGGGUUACUGACGUGACACAAGAUGUUGUCACAUGCACUGAACCACCACACCUCAGGUAUGUUACUCGUAAUCUCGAGAGUCAUAGAAAUUUAAACACAAUUUUUUUGCCCACAGGAGAAGAAGAUUCAGAGGAUGAUGAAGAAUGCUCCAUUGAGAUGAUUCAACAGCAACUGAAUGAUCUUCUAAAGCAAUGUCAUGAGGUUAGUGAUGAAAACAAGCGUUUGAAGGAGAAAGUAAAGGAACUGGAAGAGGAGAAUGAAGCAGUUAAAGUCAACCUGAAGGCCAAAAUCGAUGAGCUUGAAUUGGAAAAUGAGGCACUGGAGGUAAAACAUGAUUUUGCUUUGAAAGAUAUUGACAAUCUAAAAGAAUUGUUGAGACAUUUGCGAAACAACGAUUGCAAUAAGACAAGGCAAAUCAAGAAAAAUCCUCAUUCAAUGAAAAAUGUUGAACCCUGCCUCAACCUGAAGUGUGACAACUCCCCUGUCGCAACAACGUUAGAGGCGUCAGUCAGUAAGUUAAAUCGCACUACGAUUCUUCCUUCAAAAAGGUUAGAUGAAAUUUUAAAUGCUCAUCCCUCAAAUCCUGAUAAACUUGGUCUUGGCUAUAUUGGGAGUAAGUUCGAUGGUAAACCUAAUCCAAAUCGAAAAAUUAAUUUUGUGAAUAAUACUGUCAAACCUACUUCACAACAUGUUGCCUCACAGUCUUAUACAAAAAAGUUUGUGCCAACUUGUCAUUUCUGUCACAAAGUAGGACAUGUUAGGCCAAAAUGCUUUAAAAGAUGGAAAUUGAUAAAUAAGAGUUUAGCAUAUCAAUCAUCCAAUUCCGCUGCAUGGGAUCACAAUUCCCAAAGAAGAUACUCUGAUAAUAAAUGGAUGAAUAAGUAUAAUGCAAACUGCUUUCCUGCUAUUCUUUCUUUAAAAGCAUGUACUACGAACUCUUGGUAUUUUGAUAGUGGUUGCUCCAAGCAUAUGACAGGUGUACCUAAUUACUUGAAGAACCUGCAUAAUGUGUCUGGUGGACAAGUUACUCUUGGUGAUGGAAACAAGGCCUUUGUGAAAGGAGAAGGUAACUUGGAUGUUGGAGGAUUACCUAACCUUGACAACGUUCUGUAUGUAGAGGGUUUGAAAUCAAACCUACUCAGCGUAAGUCAGCUAUGUGAUCUAUACGACUCAGUGUUGUUCACCAAGCGUAAGUGUGAAGUGUUUGAUCGAAACCACAGGUGUGUUCUAUCUGGUUAUAGAUCCUCUGAUAAUUGUUAUAAAAUUGAUCAAACUGACCAAGUUGAACAGUGUCCCCUCACCACCUCUGAUAUCACAGAUAUGUGUUGUCAUCGACUGGGGAAUUUGAACUUUCAGGAUCUAACACGAAAUAUCAAUGCAGGUUGUGUGAAAAGUGUUCCCCAACUAAACUCCAAUACACCAGAUUUAUAUGGCGACUUUCUAAUGGGGAAGCAAACUGAGAGCAUUGGAAGAGAAAUACCAGAAGACAAAAUCACAGAAGUAUCAGUGCCGACAUCUGAUGUCACAACUGAAGACGUUACCACUGGUAAAGAAGGUAUGAAAACUUGCAAUAAGCUGAAGGUUGACUACCAGGAAAUGGUCAGGUAUGUCUAUUUCACUUCCACUGUAGAACCAAAAAACAUCAAAGAAGCAAUUCUUGAUGAAUUUUGGGUGUUAGCCAAGCUUGAAGAACUUGAGCAGUUUUCUCGAAAUGACAUGUGGGAACUGGUUCUGAGCAAUGACAAGGUAAAGCAACUAGAGGAUGGUGUAUUUAUCUCACAGAGCAAAUAUGCCAAGAACGUGGUAAGUAAAUUUGGGUUGCAAAAGGCAAAGCCUUUAACAACACCAAUGACCUCAAUUGAGAAGUUGGGACGAGAUUGUGAUGGCACAGACGAUGAUUCCACACUAUACAGGAGCUUGAUAGGAAGUUUGUUUUAUCUUUCUGCUAACAGAUAUGAUAUUCGUUUCAGUGUAGGUAUUUGUGCUAGGUACCAAGCAAGCCCUAAAGAGAGUCAUUUGAGUGAUGUAAAGCGCAUUAUCCGAUAUGUUAGUGGAACACCCGAAUUGAGAAAAUGGUAUUCAAAAGAUACUAACAAUUGUCUUGCAGGGAACAGUGAUGCUGACUGGACAGGAGAUGUGGAUAACAGAAAAAACAUCACAGGAGGUUGUUUCUACAUGGGUAACAAUUUGGCAGAAGACGUCGGUGGUGAAGACCAUGUCGCAAUUGAAGAAGCUACUUUCAGCGCCCAUGUGCAGCUUCGCCGGCUUCAAAGGAAGCUUGAGAGCAAUUAUGGUCUUGAGGAUGAGUCAUACGCUUCGAGUGGCCACCAAUCUCUUUCAGAGCAGACUUAUGCUGCCUUUACUGCCUUGGAGUGUCUGUCUUUUCCCUCGUUGACCUAUCACUCACUGUCACAACAUUUCUUAGUGAGAACUUCAGCUUCUAUGCCUGAGCGACCAAUCAAUAUUCAUCCUAAGGUGUUGGUUGAGCAUUUUGAUGAUCCUCAAGAAGAUGCUUUGUCUGUGGCCCAGGUUGCUCUCAAGGCGAAGAAGAGUUUACUUAAUGCUUCUGGGCCCAUGACAUCUGGUUGCUCCUGA
Messenger RNA from Erythranthe guttata (spotted monkey flower), 5007 nucleotides. NCBI's taxonomy places the organism in Eukaryota, Viridiplantae, Streptophyta, Magnoliopsida, Lamiales, Phrymaceae. The record is from RefSeq and is a predicted model, not a curated record.